Messenger RNA from Anoplopoma fimbria (sablefish), 3756 nucleotides. Its product is annotated as putative monooxygenase p33MONOX. Bases 331 to 1257 code for a protein of 308 amino acids. Gene Ontology annotation, cellular component: cytoplasm. Lineage: Eukaryota; Metazoa; Chordata; Actinopteri; Perciformes; Anoplopomatidae. The record is from RefSeq and is a predicted model, not a curated record. The transcript is spliced from 9 exons.
GAACAAGCAACCAUUCCACCGCUGGAGGAAGUGGCUUCAUUUCAACGGGGAGAAUAAUGGCCGCCACCCUGCAACUCCUCCGUCUUCUCCGAGAACCAGGCGACAUUGGAGGGUCACCGACGUCUCUGUCGUCGGCCUGAAGCCACUCUUACCUCCCUGCUUCUUCCCGUGGCCUGGCUGCUUACCCACAAUGCACUGCCAGAGAGCUUCAUGUGUCUCGGACAGACCGAUGUAACCGCUUUUGUCUGACUUCACCAGUCGGUCCACAUCACAUAAACACAGCCUGAAGGUCCUGUCCUGGUUGAUCGUGUUCAUAUUCUUGUUGACAUCAUGUCUGGCUCAAGGGAUUUACCAGCCAUAGAGGAUUCUGGGAUGGGCGGGAUGAGGCUUCCCACCGGGAUGACCCGCCGAGCCUUCAGCUACGACGACAACCUGGAGGCCCCCAUGUCCACGCCGCCCCACGACAUCAGCAUCAACAACCUGUGGAGACGACCGCUCAUACCGGAGAGGAAGUUCACCCACCUGGCCGAGGAGGAUGAGAGCGGUGCGGUGAGUCAGUCUGCAGUGGUGGACAGCGCCCCCUCCAGGUCACCAGCUGUAGUGAAAGCCAAGGCCUCCUCUGUCAUCAUGAAUUCCCUCAUCACCAAGCAGACUCAGGAGAGCGUCUACAGGUUCGAGCAGAGGGCGGGGCUAACCGACACCAGCUACACUCCCCACAAAGGCCUCACCGCCGAGGAGACGAGGGUCCACCACCGCAUGCCUGAAUCCCUGCAGAAGCUUCAGAUUCAGAGCAUGGAGGCCAGAGAAGACCGACAGAGCUCCUCAGCUCAGUCCACUCCAUCCAACACUCCUCACAGCUCCCCUAAACAACAGCGCAGGGGCUGGUUCGGCAGCACCAGUUCAGAGGUCAGCGUCAGCUCCUCCAACAGCAGCGUGGAUCUGGGCGGAGCGGACUCGGCGGUGGAGCGUUGGGGCGUGUUUGGACCGCGGCCGCUCGUCCAGAAGUCGACCUCUGACCUGGGAUCAGAUCCAGCAACCUCCGCAGGCUUUGCGCUGCAGGCGUACCGCGGCGCCCAAAAGCCGACGCCCAUGGAGGUGAUGAAGUCGCAGGCCACGCGUCUCGCCGACAACACCGCCGCUCAGAAGGUGAACCCUCCCAAGAUGGAGAUCCCCACGGUGGAGGGACGACGACAGGGGGCGCGACCUCACAAGCUCAAACCCAGAGACAUGAACGUCCUCACACCCUCCGGCUUCUGAGAUGACCACGACAACCACCAUGACGACCACCGCAACUGUCUCCGACUCCUAAAUGUCCCAUGAAAUGUUCGGGACCACGUCUCAUCCAGUAACGUCGUCAUCAGCUCUGUUUUCUUACAACUUGGGUCUAUCUUUCGUAGUUUUGUACGUCAUUCCUGUUAGAAAUAUCAACAUUGUACUCAACACGGUAAUGGCUUGUCAACGAAUAUCGCGUUAGAAAAGCUGCAUGGUAAAAAUGCACUAAAUGGAUUAUGGAAAAUGACGAAUAAAUUCUAACAUAGCGAACGUUUAACUCACAUGACCGAUCAGCUGUUUCUGCUGUCGCCUCUCGACAGUUAAAACAAAUUCCUGAAUCUAUUUUUUCCGCUGAUUGAUCAACCCAGACGUCUCGUUUUGUUUCCGUUUCCCAAACCUCUACUUCUUCUACUCUUUUCUUUUUUUUUUCGGGCAGAUUACAGAUUAGUUGUCAACUAUUAAACUUAUCUACAACUUUUUUGAUAAUCAAUUCAUUAGAGUAUUUAAAAAAAACUCAGCUUCUUAAAUGUUGUAUAUUUUCUGAAUUAUUUCGUCCUCUGUGACAGUAAACUGAAUAUCGUUGAGUUGUGGAUUAAAAACAAGACGUUUGAGGACGUAAGUUUUCCUUUUUAAUAGACCAAAACAAUGAAAGUAAUCGUUAGUUUCAGCCCUACAGUUGAGUUUAAAUUGAUGGAAAUGCACCAGGUUAGCGUUUUGUUUUUUAGUGACAUUUAAACGUUAUCUUGACUUGAUCUAAAUGGAAAUGCGUUGACUGUCAUCUGAGAUGUUAGCGACCUUACGUAAAGGAAAAUCUGAAAAAGUUGUAAAUAGACUUAUUAAGCAGAAAAAAAUGUCAGUCACUUAAUGGGACCUUUUUUAAAGGGCAACUCCAACAUUCAGAUCAACAAUAAACGUUCCACCAUCGUCGGCAUAGAAACAAAACAUUUAUCACAACUUCCCUUCUCCGUCUUUGAGGCGUUUACUGUGUCGUUUGGAUGUCAAAAUCAUACUUUCCCUCAACCCUCAGCCUUCUCACUGUUACAGCUGCAGCAUGCUGGCAGUGGAGAGUCACCGGCUGAUCCAGAUGUUUUAGUGAAGAUGAUGGUGAUCCUUGUUUGAAAUGAUCCCCUGUAAAAAUGCACUUUAUUCCCACUAUAGGUGCUCGAUUCGCCCCUCGUGUUACACAUUCCUCCCGGAUGCAAGUCAAUGUGAGAGAACUUCCUCUUCCUCUGUGAUGAUAGUUUGUCUCUGAAACCCUUUUUGUCUUCUUAAAGGAGCAUUUCACUAAGCAGGGUGGGAAAAAGAAGUCUAAACAAUUCAUUAAGUGUAAUUUAAUAUGAAUCAAACCAACAGAACAAAAAGAAAAUCCAAGAAUAAUUGUACAAAAAAAAAAUUUGUCUCAGGAAAUCCUGCUCACUGAAACGUUCCACUUAUUUUUUUUUUUGUGUUGCAGAUGUUUUAAUUUAUACAUUGGUUUUUUUUAUACGCCACUGUAGCAACAGAUUUUGUUCAUUUUUGGGACCAGAAGUAAAACGUGUUUGUGUAAAAAAAAGAAAAGUAAGCUGAAUGAGGACUGAACUCACACACUGACACAUUUCAGGGUCAACUGGGAGAAAUUUUUAAAUGACCAAAAAAGAAGAAGCGUGCUUAAAGUCUCAGUUUAGUUUAGUUUCCAGUGUGUGAGUCAGUUUUCUACCGGUCAACGGUCAAUUAUGAAGUAUUCCAGAUGAGUUUUUGGUGCACAACAGCUGCUGUGUGCAAAUCGACUGAAGAGACAUUGUGUCAUUAAAAAGAAAAGGUGAUAUUUUUCUUUUUUUGUGCAAGGAAACGAUGAGAAAACAGACAUUUCUGCAGCGCUAGCUAAACGCUAAUAGAUAGCUUUUUCUGCAAGACGAUGUGAAUCUUUGUAGCGCUUAAUCAGAGCUAUGAUUUCACCUGUAAGAUGGAAUGAAGCACCUGGUGAUUGUUAUUAUUUGACUCUUAUUGAUUAUUGUGUUAUAUGACCCAAUAGUUGGAAGAACAAAUGUAAUUUGUCAUCUAAAACUCUGCAGUCAGAAGUUUUGUUGAAAAAUCCUGAACCCACUCUGCCCUGAUCGGCUGUAAAUAUUAAGUGGAUAUGACUGUUUCUGCUCAAAAAGUAAAGGUUUAUGUUUGCUGUGUGUUAAAAGUCUGACACUGUUCCCUUUAAAUAUCUCCCUGACUGAAGUAUCACAUCUGAAUCUGUGUGGUCGUGAGGUUUUUGGUUUAUCUGUUCAAUAUUUUUCCAGUUGCUGGCAAAGAGACAUUUUCCUUGGUUUAUACGGUCUCUGUACACUUUUAACAUUUCAGAAUAAAUGUUACGUUCUCAUCAGAAAGAGUCAGUGCUUUUUACAACAUAUUUUUCACACCAUCUCCACUCAGUCUGAUAAAGCAGGGCUGUUUAUUAUCAUUUAAUAUUAUUUCAGCCUCUAGAGAGCCUCAGUUCACCAAUAAAUAAAGAAUAAA